AUGAUCACUGUUACAAUUCUCCUGACUUUGUCGAAUGCCGUGAAUGGAAGCAAUCACAGUGGCGUCAUUGCCGAUGCAGAACUCAGUGCGUCGGAGCGUAAUCGCCGACUUAUUCCCUAUAUGGCCUUCUAUCUGCCUGCGCCCGAGUUGCCCAUCAAUCAGCAAUAUGCUGUGAAACAUGGCUCGGCUGCUGGCAGCGCACAGCUCCGUCCACCGGUGGCUGCACCUAGCCGCAUACCGGUACCGGUUGCCUACAUGCCACAAUCGCAUCCACAUGCACAUCAUCAGGCACAGGCGACGCACUAUCAGCAGGGCACAGCAGCAGACAUCUAUCAUGCACUGGGUAUAGGCGGACAACAGCAUCAGGGCUUGCCACCUGUUCAUGGUAAGGAGCCAACGUUGCCGGCAGAUGCGGGCGCCACAUUUAUUGCCUACAAGCCAUUGAACCCAACACACAAGCAUAAGACAGUACAGCAUUUUCCGCCACUGUCGCAGCAGGAGCAACAACAACAGCAACAGGAACAGUUUGAGCUGCUGCCUCCGCCGCCACAUUUCCAUCGACAGCGUGGCAAACAAUCAAAAGUCAAUUUAACACCGUUUACAGCGCAAAACACGCUGCCGGGACACUUUAUGCCCAUUAUUUAUACGCCAGUGAGCAACUCCAACGCCAACUCCAACAAGCCGUCGCCGUCGCCAACAGAAAUUGUCUACCAUAAAAAUUCGCAUCAAACACAAAUUGUUACGGAUUAUGCACCAUCCGGCGGAGUUGGCUCCUCGGCGGAGCAGCAGGAGCGACAGGAGGAGUUGGUGCAUUCAACGCCAAGGUCAUCAUCAUCAUCGACAUCAUCGAAAGGUGCAUUGUUAGCGCAUCAAAAGUCACCAGCCGGGUAUGGACACUUGAACAAAUACGAGAGUUACUUCCAUAUGACGCCGGAUCAGCAGCUGACGCCACAGGAGAAAUACGUGCUCUACUUGCAGCAGCGCAUGAAGUUGCAGCGGCAACAGCAACAGCAGCCGGAAAGAUACCACCAUGCCACAGAUGAUUUACAUCAUCAGCCAGCGCAAAGCAAUACGAAAGCUGGCAAGCAACAACAACACAGUCAUAGUCACAGUCAAAGUCACCCGCAUACGCAACCAUCACCACCACCAUCACACCACAGUCAGUUACACAAUUACAAUGGGCUCUUUGGACGGCCAGAGGCUAGUUCUGGCCAUGGCCAGCAGUCGCAUCAACAGGUGCUGCAUAUUCCAUUGCGUGCCCUCAUGACCCGCCUGCAUGAGCAGCCAGAGUACGCAAAGGAGUCGCUGCUCGGGUCACCCGCUCCUCCUGCGCAUUUCAUUGAUUAUCUCAUUGAUGGGCCACGUCAGUCGUUGGAUGAGGAUCAGCAGCAGCAGCAGCAACAACAGUCACAACAACAACAUCAGUCAUCGCCAUCCCGAGCACCGCAACAUGCAUUUAUUCUGGUAACCACUGCUGCACCUUAUCCGGAGCAUCCACAGGCACCACGUGUGCAUGAUUUAACUCCGACCCGUGCUCCCGUUGUGUACAAGCAGCAGCCCACACUGCGACUGCAGCCAGUGACUCCGGUUCAUAAGUACAAAGCCACCAGACGUCCAGUCUAUAUAACACCACCCACUCCCAGGGAGACGGUCAAGAUCACGCCCAAGUAUGUCUAUGUCUCCAGUAAGCCACCGUCGGCACCGAGCACGCCCCCAUCGCCACCAAUUAAGCUGAAGCCCAUCCACAAAUACGCAUCUGAUCGACCACAAAGUUCGCCCAAUCCCAGCCAGGCGUAUGCCCCACCAGAUGAUGCAGAUCAACUGCCCGACAUAAGAACCUCAUCGCUGGCAGAGAUUCUGCAUAAGCUGCAGGCGAGCAAUCACUUGCCACAGACCCUCACACCGGACAACAUUGACAACUCGAUCAAGACGCUGAUUCGCAUCUUGCAGAAUCUGAAGCAGACGCAAACGAUCGUGCCCAAUCCUCCGCAACAUCAUGAGACCAAGCCCAGCAGCAGUAGCAACAAUCACGACUACGACUACAAUACGGACACUGAAGAGGAGCAUCCGGAGACGACAGUGGCGGGUCAUGCCGAUGCGGAUCUCCAGCACCUGAGUAAACCGAAUAAGCAUCCGGGACCAACAACAGGACGUGCUGGCAUUGAUUAUCCCAACUAUGCGGAGAUUCCAAAGACGAGCUUUGAGUGCACACAGCAGCGUUACAAGGGCUUCUUUGGCGAUCCGGAAACCAAUUGCCAAGUGUGGCACUACUGUGAUCUAAAUGGCGGCAAGGCCUCCUUUCUGUGCCCCAAUGGCACCAUCUUUAGUCAGAUUGCGCUGACUUGUGACUGGUGGUUCAAUGUGAAAUGCUCGACAACAUCGCAGCUUUAUGUUCUGAACGAGCGACUCUACAAGUACAUAUUGCCAUUCAAUCCAAAGUUCCCAGAGGAUUACAAUGGACCAAUUGUGGACAAAUACCUGGCCAUGAAGUUCCAGGAAAUGGAGGAAAAAAUGCGAGUGGAAAAGCAGCGGAAGGUCAAUCAGCAAGCGGAAAAGCCCGCUGCCAGAGAUGAGGCAUCCACUCCGGCAUUACCCAAAAAUCACAAGCCAUCAGCCAAACAUGGCAGCGGCAUCAAUGCCCAAGUCUAUGAGCAAAGUUCGGAGCGUAAUCUGCUCAUCGAUGAUGAAAUCGAUGACAUCUCGGAACGCGGCACUUACGACACCUACGGCCAGACACCGACCACCGUAAUGGCACCGACAACAACAUUACAGGAUUCGCAAACGUUGGGUCUUAGCCCCAUUGUUGUAUCUUCCACGCCGGGACCAGAUCAUGAUGAAGAAUUAGAGCUGGAUGCAGAACCAGAUCUUGAUGGCGAACCGCCGGCAAAUUCCGAAAGCAGCGAGGAGGAAGACAAGCUACAAAGCUUAAGGGACACGAAUGCGGUCGCAGGUCAAAAACGGCUCGAGACAACAAAAGUGAGCGUAGAGAAACUCGAGGUGAUUGAGAUCAAGGCGGACGGUAAUACCGGACACCUAAUGCCCCUCAGUAGCAUGAUGGCGAGCACUGAGCAGUCGAGAGAGAACAAAGAAUGAGGAGCUAUGAGAGUAGUCUGGUAGAGAAUGCUUGCCAUAUUUGUAAUGAGAAUUCUUUGCACCUGUUUGUUUCGAUCGUUUGUACGCCUUAAAUUAUUCUUAGCGAGCGAUUACUGUAAAUAGCUAACUGUAAGACAAACUAUACCUAUAGCAAUCAAUUAGAUAAUAAUAUAAAUGCCAAGUAUUAAGUGAAAUUUAA
Messenger RNA from Drosophila innubila, 3292 nucleotides. RefSeq names its product trithorax group protein osa. The record is from RefSeq and is a predicted model, not a curated record. Gene Ontology annotation, molecular function: chitin binding. Bases 1 to 3093 code for a protein of 1030 amino acids. The transcript has 9 exons. NCBI's taxonomy places the organism in Eukaryota, Metazoa, Arthropoda, Insecta, Diptera, Drosophilidae. Gene Ontology annotation, cellular component: extracellular region.